Molecule: messenger RNA, 2296 nt
Organism: Porites lobata
Lineage: Eukaryota; Metazoa; Cnidaria; Anthozoa; Scleractinia; Poritidae
Source: the annotation of a GenBank genome assembly
AUGGAUGCGAAAGGUUAUCUGAAUGUCAAUGACUUACGGAAAAUUUGGGAGGAAGAAUUUUUGCCUAGUAUUAAGCGUGAAUUGAAAAGCGAAUUCGAAGCACUCAGAACAAGCAUUAAGACCUUGACAGCACGUGUUGACGGGAUAGAGAAAUCUCAGUCCUUUAUAUCGGAAAAGUACGAGCCUGUUUUAAAAACGCUCAAGUCAUUGAACCAAACGACAAACACGCUGGGGAAAAAGGAUGCUGAGAUGACAAAGAUCGCCGAAAGCUUGGCCGAGCGAGCUAACCGUGUGGAGCCGGCAGUCUACAGAAUUGAAUGUGCAAUCGAUGAAGUCCAACAAUACUCUCGAAGAGACUGUCUGAAAAUAACGGGCAUUCCAAUACGGCCGGAGAAAAAUCCAAAGCAGCUUAUCAAAGAGAUUUAUACUUUAAUCGAUGUAAAUGUUGAAGACGCUCACCUAGCAGCAGCUCACCGGCUUCCUGACAUCAAGAAUGUGAAGCAUCGGUUGAUUGUCAAGUUUGUACAUAGAGAUAAAAGAGAAGAAAUGUACAAGAAACGCAGGAAUCUAAUUGGAAAGAAUAUUAGCAACUUGCCCUCCGUACAAGCCACAAUGGGUCUCGCUGCUACAAGCAACAAUAAAAUCCACAUCAAUGAAUCUCUCACAGGUUAUCGCAAACAACUCUUUGGCCGUAUCAAUGACUUCAAGCGAAAGAAUAACUACAAAUACCUAUGGACUGCAAAUGGGAAGAUCAUGCUGAAGGCUCAAGAUUCUUCACAAACCAAAUCUUUUGUUACACAUGAGGAAUUUGAAGACUACAUCGAACAGAUAAGCAAUAACUCGUAAUUCUUUUUUUCUUCCCUACACUUGUGUGCCCUAUAAUAAUAUUUAACCUACAGACACAUACAUAUUCAACCUCAAUCAUCCCCAAAAUAGCCUGCAAGCUUUACCUUUUGAUGACCUGGAUGACAGAGAAUUUCAUAUUCUAGAUGGAUCCUGUCACUUGCAGAUAGAUAAUUUAAAAGAUUUAGAUUUAUAUAAUUUGUCUCACAAGUUUCCCCAGUGUAUAAGGGUGGUGAUGCUACAGACCCUAGCAACUAUCGGCCCAUAGCAACUCUCUCACCUUUUAGUAAAGUGCUCGAGCGUCUAGUCUAUAAUCAGUUAUAUUCGUUCAUAGAUAAACAUCAAAUCUUGUACAAAUAUCAGUUUGGAUUUAGGAAAGGAUAUUCCACUGAACAAGCUAUUCUUGAAAUUAUUGACAACCUGAAGCUAGCUACUGACAAAGGUCAAAUAACAUGUGGUUUAUUUCUCGACCUAUCAAAGGCAUUUGACACAGUAAAUCAUGAAAUACUGCUCUCUAAACUAUAUCUGUAUGGAAUUCGGGGUACACCACAUAAUUGGUUUGAAAGUUAUUUGCACAAUCGAAGACAAUAUGUUAAAAUUGACUCUACUAAAUCUAGCUAUGCGGAGCUUUGCUGACGACACCAAUUUAUUUUACUCCAGCGCCAACUUAAAACAGCUUGAAUCCGUAAUGAAUCAAGAGCCUAAACAAAUUUAUAACUACUGUGCUCUAAAUAAGUUAUCUAUUAACACUGCAAAGACCAAUUACAUGUUAGUCUCAUCAUCUAGAUGCCACCCAAAGAUAAAUAUCACUGGUAUUGAACAGAAAGAUUACAUAAAGUACUUGGGAGUUUAUAUAUUAGAUAAACAUCUCAAUUGGCAACCACAGAUACAACAUGUAAAUAAUAAAUUAGCUAAAAAUUUAGGAAUCCUUUCAAAACUAAGAUAUUACAUAGAUCUGAAUAUACUGAAACACAUUUAUUAUGCUUUAAUAUAUCCCUAUUUGAGUUACGGUAUUCUUGCUUGGGGCUGUGCCAGCAAAACCAGAUUAGAUUGUCUUCGUAUUAAACGUAAUAAAUGUCUCCGCACCAUCUUCUUUGUGCAUCCUAGAGAGAGUGCUGCUCCCUAUUUCAAACUCCUAACAAUCCUUAAAUUAGAUAAUAUAUAUAAAUUAAAAAUAUGUUGCUUUAUACAUAGAAUGAGAAAUGAGACUGAUAGCAUUCCAGAUAUUUUCCUUGAUGUCCUGACUCCAGCAUCGCGUAUACACAACCAUAAUACAAGAUUUGUUAGUAAUCUGAACUAUUUUAGGCCAAGAGUAUCCACCAACUUAGGUAAGACGUCCUUUAAAUUCUCCGCUCCAAAAAUCUGGGAGACUGUACUGCCUGGCCUCAAGUGUCUGCCAUAUCAUAAGUUUAAGAAAGAAUGGAAGUCCUGUCUUCUAACCAACCAAAUCUGA